Camponotus floridanus (Florida carpenter ant) is the source of this 5235-nucleotide messenger RNA. RefSeq names its product insulin-like growth factor-binding protein complex acid labile subunit. The coding region runs from base 630 to 3386 and encodes 918 amino acids. Lineage: Eukaryota; Metazoa; Arthropoda; Insecta; Hymenoptera; Formicidae. The transcript has a single exon. The record is from RefSeq and is a predicted model, not a curated record. Gene Ontology annotation, molecular function: protein binding.
GGUGGCGAGGGCAAUAGUGGUGGUAGUGGUGGUAGUUACAUAUCCGUACACAGGACUGAUAUAUAUAUAGAAAGAGAGGGAAUAUACGUACGGCAAAGAGGGUGAAAUGGUUGUAGGUGGCGGCACACAGCCGAGUGUCGGAAGAUAGAGGGGAACGAGAUGAGGGUGCGAGAGGGAGAGAAGCCAGCGGAAGGGUAGGUAGGUAGGAAGAUGAAACGCAGGACAGAGGGGAGGGGAGGAAAGGAGCGACGCGCGGAGGGUGGCGGGUGCAGCUACGAGUCGCGAGCGCCGCAGUGUUUGUCAGUCCUUCGUAUGGACAUCACGUUCGAUGAGACCGAUAGUACUUGCCGGUAUUGGCAUUUCGUAUAUAUAUAUAUAUAUAUAUAUCGUAUAUAUAUAUAUACAUAUAUAUAUAAUCUAUACGUCGCUUUUGGCGGCAUCCAUCAUUGUCGAUAGCUACCAACGUCGAUCGUGCAACGUCAAUUCCGUCCCGUAGAUGAACCCGCGGCACGCGUUGUCGCGAUUCCCGAUAUCGUCGUCGUCUCGUCACUUUGCCCGUGAGCAGACGAGCGACGUCGUGAGAUCCUCCUGGACAGCGGACGAGAUGUGAAGACGUCGCCUUGGAAGCGAUGUGGCUUCCGUUAGUGCUGCUCGCCUUGAUGGCGAGCGGUUCCGCCUGUCCGGACCUUUGCGAGUGUCAUCAUCAGAAUGGUAUCAAGAGCGAUUAUGCGCCGAUUUUGUUAGACGUAACGUGUCGUGGACGCGUACCCGGUCUAUCGGAAAUACCCAUGGGAGUAAGAAGUUUCUCGGUAAACAGCGUCGAGGGAAAGGACAUCGGUCUUCUUCUGGACGAACUGGAGAGCGCCGAUCUAGUGAACAAUUUCGGGAUGAUCGGUAGUCCGGGUAAUAAUCUAAAGAUGAAUGACACAUCGGGGAACGAUACAUCGUCGGAGAAACUUGCGGACUUAGCAACGGCAGAAGCACUGCCGUAUCUAAUCGAAUUUGCGGUGACAAAUUGUUCGUUAGUGUCAUUUAACACGUCGUGGCGCGGUCUUGAACGCUUGAGGUCGCUGAAUUUAUCGUGCAACAAUUUACCGCGAAUAAAGGACACGCUAAUGAUUCACGUGAUGAAUCUAAGCGAGCUGACAUGCCUGGAUUUAUCGGACAAUUCUUUAUCGGAUAUUAGUGACGAUUCUUUUAGGACGCUCAUCGGUCUCGUGCGUUUGAGCUUACGUAAAAACGCGAUCGGCAUGGUGGACGAGAACGCGUUUUGCGGUUUGGACCGGCUGGAAUUUCUCGAUCUGUCGGACAACAGGUUGGCAGACUUGCCGGAUAGCGCGCUCACGCCGUUAUAUUCCCUGCAGAAACUCGAUUUAAGCGGUAACCAGUUACAAGUUUUGGGCGCCAGGUGGUUCGAAAGUCUCGACAGAUUGAGAGAACUCGACGUUUCGCGAAAUGGAUUGGCCAGAGCGGCCUCAGGAACGCUGCAACCGUUACCGGGACUAUCUGUUUUGAAACUCGCGGAAAAUCCGCUAAAAGAGAGGGAUGUAUCUCUAUUAUUGGGUACUGGAAGAAGAUUGGAGACGGUAGACGCAUCUCGAACUGGACUGGCGAGAGUUCCAGCCGCUUUAACGAGAUCAGUCAGGGCGCUCAGACUUGCCGGUAACAAACUGACUACCAUUCGCAGCGGCGACUUGGACAGUUAUCCCUUGCUACGCAUGCUAGAUAUUGCCGACAAUCGUUUGACGGAUAUCGAAAACGAUGCUUUAGGACGAUUGGAGGUUUUAGAGGAGCUCGAUCUGUCUGGAAACGCACUUUCGAAAGUACCAGGAAGCUUGCCAAGUAGUCUCAUGAUGCUUAAGCUUCAACGAAACGUGAUAACCGCGCUAAAGCUUGACGAUCUCAAUGGAUUGUAUAACUUGCAAUCGCUAACAUUGAACGAUAAUGACAUUAGCGAGAUCGAAGUAGGCGCAUUCGGUCAACUGCCUCUGCUCACCGAACUGGAUCUAUCCGAUAAUCCUAUCAAAGCGUUAUCAACUAAUACUCUAAGUGGGCCGAGUAAUCUGGCCAAGCUCCGGAUGUCGGGUCUCACAUCGCUUCAUCGACAUCAGGAAGAACAAAGUGAUAUGGCAUUCCCUGUCCCGACCCCGGAGAGACUAAUAAUGUUAGACGUGUCGCGUAGUCCGGUUCUUGCGGAACAAUUAUUGGCGGAUGACGCUGCACUGUCCGCCUGCAAGAGUCUGGUCGAACUAAAUCUUUCGGCGACCAACAUCGGUACCGUUAGAUCCGAUCUCGCGUUUAUGCUGCCGCAACUGCGCGUUCUUAAGCUCGGCAAAAACAAUUGGAAUUGCACGGCGGAUCUCUACUGGCUGGGCGAAUGGAUUAGACAGCACCGCGAAUCGAAUCAACAAUCGAACCAGCCGGCUCGAUGUUUCAGUCCGCGGAAAUUGGCGGGAUUAUUUUUGCACGAGCUGCCACCACCGCCGAAUUCCAUUUCCACGAUCACGGAAACCGUCGCGACGACGAGAACUUCGAUUACCGUAUCUGUCAUCUUCACGCUCGAACGUACAUCGCCUACUGAUCAGUCAAACGUCACAAUGUCUUCCAAUAUUAAAGGUGCGAAUUUUCGUCGCAACAUCACGGAUUCUCCAGAGUUAUUUCCCAUAAACGCGAAAAUGGAAUCAAAAAUUGAAGGUGACUCGAAUGUUCUCUCGUCCACGAAAACCUCCAUUACGUCAAAAAUGCCAAAAAAGCCACGAAUCUACGAGGCGCCGACGUCCUUCCGUAACGUAACGUCGUCAAUCACGACGCGAACGAGCAGGGAACCGGGUCGAAAGAGCGAUAAAACAAAUCGUACCUCGAUGGAUCAGAAUUUAAUCAAGCACGUCGUCAUCCCCUCGGCUUCUCAAGCACCGCAGGACCCCAAGCUAUCCAUUAUGGGAAUGGAAGACGCGGAAUCGCAUCCGCAAACUUUCGAUAAUCGGGCCGAUGGCGAGACGCGAAAAAACGAAACGAGAAAACUUGCCGCGUCAGGCGUCAGUGAGAUUCCUUCGUCGGCGGCGACUUCGCACGUGGAAGGAAAAACGAUCGAGAGGUACUCGGACAGAAUGGAUAAUUCGACGAAGGAGAGCGCGGUAUCGGACGAUUCGAAAACGAUAGCGGAGGAAUUGAAUAGCCGGGCGACCGAUUCAGCCGGCGCCAGAGUAUCCGAGGCUCUAUCCGGUGCUCAUCCUGGGAUGUUGGUGCUGGUCGGUGCAGCUCUCGGCGCUGUCGCGGCGUUGACCGUCGUCCUUUCGCGAAGAGCAAACGUGCAUCGGACGGAUCGGUAUCAUCGCCACGAAAACAUCGAGGUGCACACUCUCACACCUACCGCAGAGCUUUGGUGACCCGAGUCGGAAUAUGUUCGUCUGUUCGAAAGGGACAGGCAAUUGGACAUCGAGAAUCGCGAUCGAGAAACAUCGUCGACGCUGCCUCAACAAUCACGAAGAAAGUCACAGCUGAUCGACGUGUGUUUGAAAAAAAUUUUCAAGUAACAAGCGCAAUAUGUCGCUGAUGAAAAGUGUGCAUCUUGUUAUUGUGACGGGAUCUAAAUGGAUCUGCCGAGCACGAUAACUGAAGUGUUAAUCAGAAAGUUGGAAGCAUCGUCCUGACUGCGGAAACCACUGAGAAGAGAACGGGCGACUAAACGUCGAAGUUGGGAACGAGAUACUCCGCCGAGUUAAUCCGUAUCGCUUCGGAAACCGCCAAUAUGUUGCGGAUCACGAGGUGCAAUAUCUAAAAAUAAUAAAUUAUUCAAUCGAUAAUUUAAAUCUUCUGUAAAUAAUAAAGAGAAAGGCAGAUAAUAUUGUCGAGAGAUUACCGAGAAUUUAAAAUUCAUAAUCGGAGAAAGAUAUUCAUACACAGAUAUAAAUAAAAAAUAGUGUUAUUUACAAAAUCAGUUUCUGUAAUCAUGUAUCUGGCUUAUUUUUUGUAAAUCAUGAAUAACCAAGUAAAUUCAUCUCAAUGUCGAUAUCGGUAUAGUUUAUCGGUGAAAAUUAUCCGACGAUAGCACUAUACAAACUUCAUCAACAGCGGAGAUACAAGCGUCAAGCGUUGUAACCAAGACGUUAAAAGCACGAACGAGGAUCACCGCGCCGUUUCAUAUAGAUUUUGACAUGUAUAAACACAUCCAGAGCUGCAAAUACACAUAUGCGAAAAAUACAGGACACGUACUAUAAACUAAAAACUCGGGGAAAAAGCUGCGUGCGAAAAAUUCGACACAAUUUUGAAUCAUACAUCGCGGCUGAUCAAUGCCGCGUGAGACUUUCUUGAUAAUAAAUGCCAAUUAUAAAAAAAAACGCACAAAUGCGAAAAUAACUAAAUGAGGUAAUAUGCGCGAAAAAUCGUAAUCCAAAAUUCUCGACAUUAGUGUUUAAUGUUUUCUGACAUCUUCGGUAUCGCACACGUGUCAUAAUCGAGUGACAAUAUUCACGAGUAAGCGGGCUUAUCGAUUUAAAUAAUUGGCUUAAUCAGACCGAUAAAUUGGACAUAGUGACAAUAAUAAUGGUUACAUGCCGCGUUUCGAGAGCUUGACUCUUCGCGGCACGCUCAAUUCCUGAGAAGACUAUAUUGUGACUGAAAUAAAAAAUAAAGUGCGAGUGUAAUAAAAAUAGGAAGAGAGCAUAAGGUUAGCAAAAGAUAGAAAAACGUGAACGUGGUAGAGAAACAGGUAGGCCAGCGCCAAAAUAAUGCAGAAUGUAGGAGAAGGUGGGAAAAGAGUGCGAAAAAUUUGCGGUUUCAAAUAGUAUGCUUGAACGAUAAAACUAGAUGCCGGAAGCGAGAGCGAAACUGUUAAGCGAAAGAACUUUUAUCGAACGAUAUGUGUGUGUGUGUGUGUGUGUGUGUAUGUGCGAAAAAUCGAGUGUGUAAGAGAACGAGAGAAAGAAAAAGAAAGAAUGAUAAUCCAAAAAACCAUUCUUGAAACGAUGCAGCCAAACGGGAUGUACAGAAAUAUUGCUUCCAUACUUAAUUCCACUAAGCUUGGUAAGCUGUCAAGACUUCUUAAUAAAUACAAAAAAGAAGAAAGAAUACAUACGAGAGAAAGAGAGAGAUAUAGAGAGUGUGUGUGUGUGUGAGAGAGAGAGAGAGAAAGAACGAAAGAACAGAUAGACAAAUAGCGAAGAAGCUAAAUAUUAUCUUUCUUAAAAUAACCAGUGUCAAAAUACCGCUAUAAUAAUAAACCGAUGUACAAAGAUG